AUGGCGGCCAUUGCCUCCCAGACCUACACCCCCGCCGAGGAGACCGAGAUCCAGAAGUGGGUUGACACCGCCGCCUCGGCCGCCUCGACGCCGUCCGUCCUCGCCGAGCUCAACACCCUCCUGGCCACCCGCACUACCGUCCUCGGCUCCAAGCCGUCCAAGGCCGAUGUUGCCGUCUACGAGUCCCUGGCGCCCGUCGUCAAGGCGUGGACGCCCGAGCAGCGCACCGGCAAGGAGGGCCUGCCCAACAUUGUGCGCCUCGUCGACUUUGUGCAGAACAGCCCCGCCUUGUUCGGCGUGACGGUCGCCGACGCCGACAAGGUCGCCAUUGACGCUGAGGAGGUUCUGUACGUGGCACCGGCAGUCGAUUCCAAGGCCGAGAAGGAGCGCCUGAAGAAGGAGAAGGCCGCCGCCGCCGCCGCUGCUGCACCAGCAGGCGAGGAGAAGCAGCUGGCCGACCGGACAAAGAAGCAGGACAAGAAGCCUGCCGCAGAGGGUGAGGCUGCAGCAGGUGGCGCAGCAGGUGCUGCUGCUGGUGCCGCUGCUGGUGCCGCCGCCGAGGGCCUCCCGACCAAGAAAAAGGAAAAGAAGGAGAAGCAGGCCCGCCCACCCAAGGCGGCGCCGCCACCGCCGGCGCCGCCCUCGCCGUCUCUGAUUGACCUCCGCGUCGGCCACAUCCUCAAGGCCGUCAAGCACCCCGAAGCCGACUCGCUCUACGUUUCCACCAUUGCCAUGGGCGACGCCAAGGGCACCACGGACACCGAGGAGUACGAGGGCCAGGUCGUGCGCACCGUCUGCUCCGGUCUCAACGGCCUUGUGCCCCUCGAGGAGAUGCAGGGCCGCCGGGUCGUCGUCGUCUGCAACCUCAAGCCCGUCAAGAUGCGCGGCAUCAAGUCGGCCGCCAUGGUCCUGGCCGCGUCGCCGCGCCUCAAGGAGGGCGAGGAGGACCACCACGGCGGCCCGGUCGAGCUCGUCAACCCGCCGGCCGGUGCCCCCGCCGGCACCAAGGUCUUCUUUGAGGGCUGGAAGGGCGAGCCGGAGGGCCAGCUGAACCCCAAGAAGAAGGUGUGGGAGAUGUUCCAGCCCGGCUUUACGACCACGGACGACCUCGAGGUUGGCUUUGACGCGGGCGUGGUCAAGGAGCUCGGCAAGGAGGGUGUGGGCAAGCUGGUGACGGAGAGCGGCGGAGUGUGCACGGUCAAGUCGCUCAAGGGCGCGACGGUGCGGUAA
Molecule: messenger RNA, 1230 nt
Organism: Sporothrix schenckii 1099-18
Lineage: Eukaryota; Fungi; Ascomycota; Sordariomycetes; Ophiostomatales; Ophiostomataceae
Product: aminoacyl tRNA synthase complex-interacting multifunctional protein 1
Exons: 1
Coding region: 1-1230 (409 amino acids)
Cellular component (GO): methionyl glutamyl tRNA synthetase complex
Molecular function (GO): tRNA binding
Source: RefSeq, a predicted model, not a curated record